CCAUUUCUCCAACAAUAUUAGCUUUUCAAAAGUAUAACCUUCUACCUUCAAAUUAGAUUAUUAUUAUUAAAUAAAUAUCAUGUUCAUGAUACUAAUUCAGUUUCUCGAAAUGUAGCAAUGGCAUAUUCUAAUUAAAGUUUAACAAGGCAGCUUUGUGAGACCCAGAAACAAAAGUCACAAGUGAAGUUGAGGAUCCGACUUGGUUUUUUCAGCUCUAUUCUUCUCUUUUUCAUCAUUAUUAUAACUCUAUUCUUUUGCAAACUCACUCUCACUCUCUCCCCAUUCUUCUCUUAAGAAAAAAAUUAUGGAUUGCUUUGAUCUUGAGAACCCAUUCACCAGCUUGGACAAUCAAGAAUCUGAUAUAAUCUCAGCUCUCUUCUCUUCAGAAUCUGAUCACAUGCCCUCCCACAACUACUUUCUAAGUUUAAAGAGCAAUGACUCGUUUGUUUCUUUUCGACAGGAAGCCAUUUCUCUCAUUUUGAGGGCACAGUAUUCAUGUAACAUUGAUCGUUACACAACAUACCUGGCUACUAACUACAUGGACCGGUUCGUCUCCAGGCAAGAAAUUCCUCAAGGUAAUCCAUGGGUGUUGAGGCUUCUUGUGAUCGCUACCAUUUCUUUGGCUUCAAAGAUGAAGGAACAACACUUCUCUUCCUCCAAUUUCCAGAGAGAAGAAGGGUUCAUCUUUGAUGCCCCAGCAAUUCAACGAAUGGAGCUUCUGAUACUUGAUGCCUUGAAUUGGAGAAUGAGAUCAGUAACACCCUUGUCGUUUAUCUGCUUCUUCAUAUCUUUGUUUGAACUUAAAGAUCCACCUUUGAGACAAGCAUUGAAAGAUAGAGCAACAAACAUAAUCUUCCAAGCUUGUAAUGAAAUCAAACUGCUAGAGUUCAAACCAUCAAUAAUUGCAGUAUCAGCUCUUCUUAUGGCAUCCCAUGAGCUAUUCCCUUUGCAGUUUCCAUCUUUUGAAACCUCGAUUUUGAGCUGUCGACAUGUUAAUAAAGAGAAUCAGUUGAAAUGCUUUAAUGCAAUGCAAGAGAUGGUGGCUAAUGAAACAAGCGAUUCAAUUAUUGAAACGGUGUCAAGCUCAAGUACAACAACUCCAAUGAGUGUUUUAGACUGCCAUUGUGAGAGAAGCAGUAGCAGCAUGGCAGCCAUUGCAGUGCCUGAAAAGAGAGAGCAAAGGAAGCGUCAGAAAUUGAAUGGUUUUUGCAGUGAAAGUAACAGGGUGAAGAUUUCCCAGAUUCAACCAUGUGGUUAAGAUUUCUACCUAGAUUUUCUAUCCCUAAUGUCCUAAAGGUAAAAGGACAAAAGGGUUCAUGAACAGCUUUAGUUAGAACUCAGAAAAGAUGGUUCCCUUACCCUUUUCUUCGAGUACAAAAUUGACGAAAGAAAAUUGACUAAAUUAGAUGAUCCAUUUUGUUUAUUUCCUUUCAAAAGAAUAUUAAAUUUAGCUGGGGGACAGCUGUUGGGAAAGGGACACUUAGGACAAAACAUGGCUUCAAAUGUUAAAAUAUUACUAUUUGUUUGUGUUAA
This is a messenger RNA of Gossypium raimondii (Peruvian cotton), 1533 nucleotides long. Its product is annotated as putative cyclin-D6-1. Gene Ontology annotation, molecular function: cyclin-dependent protein serine/threonine kinase regulator activity. Gene Ontology annotation, biological process: regulation of cyclin-dependent protein serine/threonine kinase activity; mitotic cell cycle phase transition. Gene Ontology annotation, cellular component: cytoplasm; nucleus; cyclin-dependent protein kinase holoenzyme complex. The transcript is spliced from 6 exons. NCBI's taxonomy places the organism in Eukaryota, Viridiplantae, Streptophyta, Magnoliopsida, Malvales, Malvaceae. The coding region runs from base 305 to 1258 and encodes 317 amino acids. The record is from RefSeq and is a predicted model, not a curated record.